Molecule: messenger RNA, 1347 nt
Organism: Alternaria ventricosa
Lineage: Eukaryota; Fungi; Ascomycota; Dothideomycetes; Pleosporales; Pleosporaceae
Exons: 2
Coding region: 1-1347 (448 amino acids)
Cellular component (GO): cytosol
Molecular function (GO): argininosuccinate lyase activity
Source: RefSeq, a predicted model, not a curated record
AUGACUGAGGGCCUUGACCCAGUCAUGGAGCAAUACAAUGCGUCUCUCCCCUACGACCGUCUCUUCUACGCCGAAGAUAUUGCCGGCUCUAUCGCAUUCGCCCGCGCCAACAAGAACAAUGGCAUCCUCACCGCCGACGAGUUCGCAGCCAUCGAGAAGGGCAUGGCUCAGAUCAAGGAGGAGUGGGCGACGAAUUCCUUCGAGGUCAAGGCGAACGACGAAGACAUCCACACCGCCAACGAGCGACGGCUAAGCGAGAUUAUCGGCAAGGACAUCGGAGGCAAGCUCCACACAGGGCGAAGCAGGAACGAGCAAGUCGCGACCGACAUGCGGUUAUGGCUGAGGGAGCAGCUCAGGACACUAGAGGGCUACCUGAAGCUCCUGAUCAAGACAUCGGUACAGCGAGCAGAGGCCGAGAUCGACGUGCUUAUGCCGGGCUACACACAUCUCCAGAAGGCGCAGCCCGUCCGGUGGUCGCACUGGAUCCUAUCGCAUGCCACCGCUUUCGCCUCCGAGCUCGAGCGCCUCCGCGAAGUCAUCAAGCGCGUCAAUCGUUCCCCACUCGGCUGCGGCGCGUUGGCAGGCAACCCCUUCAACAUCGACCGCGACGCCAUGGCCAAGGAGCUUGGGUUUGAGGGCCUACUGACAAACUCCCUCAACGCUGUCGGAGACCGCGACUUCGUCUUCGAGACACUACAAUGGGGAUCGAGCUUCAUGCUCAAGAUGUCGCGCUGGGCGGAGGAUCUGAUCAUAUAUUCGAGUCUGGAGUUUGGCUUCGUGCGGUUGGCCGAUGCAUACUCUACCGGAAGCUCCCUGAUGCCCCAGAAGAAGAACGCAGACUCUCUCGAACUCAUCCGAGGAAAGAGCGGUCGUGCUUUUGGACAUAUGGCGGGCUUGUAUGUCACCAUCAAGGGUCUUCCUACGACCUACAACAAGGAUUUGCAGGAGUCUGUUGAGCCUCUCAUCGAUCACAUCAAGACGGUCAGCGACUCAAUCCAAAUCGCCACCGGUGUUCUGUCGACCCUGAAGAUCAACGCCGACAAGAUGCACGCUGCAUUGGCCCCGGAGAUGCUGGCCACAGAGUUCGCAGACUACCUUGUCCGAAAAGGUGUGCCUUUCCGUGAGGGUCACCACAUCUCUGGUCGCGUGGUUGCCUUGGCAGAGGACCAGAACGUUCCCAUGGACAAGCUGAGCUUGGAACAGCUGAAGGGUAUCGACUCCAGAUUAGGCGACGACGUAGUUGAAUGCUUAGACUACGAGCGCGCGGUAGAGCUGAAGAACGCCACUGGUGGCACAAGCAAGAGUGCCGUCAUGGAGCAGAUUGACAUCCUGAAGGCGAUCAUCUAG